Eruca vesicaria subsp. sativa (arugula) is the source of this 679-nucleotide messenger RNA. The record is from the annotation of a GenBank genome assembly. NCBI's taxonomy places the organism in Eukaryota, Viridiplantae, Streptophyta, Magnoliopsida, Brassicales, Brassicaceae.
UAGCAACACAAAAAGUAUCUACUCUCUAGUAAUCCCAACAACAUGGCAAUGCUCAUCAAGAACAAAAACAUGGCCUUCUCACUGAUAUUGAUGUGUCUUAUGGUGGUGUCUCCAAUGGCUAAGGCUCAACUUGGUGGGCUUCUUAGCGGGCCUAGUGUCAUCAAUAUCCAAGGGGCUGUCAUGUGCUCUAUCAAUGGCAGCGUCGCUACUAAUGCUACUUCCAUUCCUUUCGCCGGUGCGCGAGUUCUGCUUCAGUGUGCUGGGCAAAAUAUUACAACUACAACUACGGACGCUAAUGGAGUAUUCUCGUUUUCUCCCAACCUAGCACUUCUUAACUCGCUUUCAGCACUCCUCUCCUCCGGUUGUAGGGUCAUCGUCACGACUCCUCUCUCUGCAUGCAACGCCAACCUCCCUACCAACAGCGUCCUCAUGGCCACGGUAAAUCUCGCCGGAACCAUCCUUACCGGCGGCAUCAACAUCUUACAGUUCGUGAAUGGCCUCUUUAGGCUCAUCUAACUGAUUUCAGACCAAUUAUAUAUCCCUUCUUGGUUCGGUUACGCUGUUUUUCCCUUCUGUUGUUUUAUGUUUUGUGUCAUGACCAUUAAAGUUUGCAUGCAUGCAUGAAUAAGGUCUACGCGUAAGUCUCUGUCUUCAAAGUAUUGUGGUUGUAACUUCUUUU